This is a messenger RNA of Cladocopium goreaui, 939 nucleotides long. The record is from the annotation of a GenBank genome assembly. Lineage: Eukaryota; Dinophyceae; Suessiales; Symbiodiniaceae.
UCAAAAAUUGAGCUUCAACUGAUGUUGCGUUAUGAUUUUGAGCAGGAGGACUUUGACAAGCAAAUCCGGUCAUCUGCUUAUACUUGCAAUGAUGACGCCACAGCGUCGAAGUUGCGAGACUUCUUGAGGUCGGAUACCAUUGGCAUUGACCACAUCAUUAAGACGCCCUUUGGGGUGCGACGAUUGGUCUACAGCGACUUUACGGCCUCCGGCCGCGCCUUGCGAUGGGUCGAGUCUUUCAUUACCGACCGAAUACUGCCUGCGUAUGGCAACACGCACUCCCUUUCGACUGCGACAGCACGGCAGUCCACCUUCUUCCGAAAUGAAGCCAGACAAAUCGUCAAGCACUACCUCAGUGCCACUCAUGAAGAUGCUCUCAUUUUUUCUGGCCACGGCACAACAGGUGCUGUGCAGAAGUUUGUGAGCAUAAUGUGCCGUUCAAAUUGGUUGCUGCCGGCUUUUGAGGACCGCGCAUCUCCUGGAACAGAUGUCUCUGAUGGCUUCCUCCGAGAAGAUAGGUGGGGCAGCUACGAGUGCUCGCUUUGCACCGUGCGUCUGAAAACGGAAGCACAAUAUCGAAGCCAUCAGGGGAGUGAGAUGCACCAAGAGAAGCUCCGAAAGCAGCGGCCCAAAGAUGCCUUUGAAGGCACUCGGCGCUUGUGUAUCCUUUGUGAUCCUUUGGCACACCACUCUUCCUUACUACCUUUCCGAGAACUGACUCGCCGCUACGUCCAUGCGACCACAGAGCCCAUCUUCAGUGAUUCCAUUGCAACUCGUUCGGGUCGUUCCGAGAGCAACGUGGAAAUCGAGGUUUGCACCCUUCAGUUGGACGCAAGCACGGGAUUGUUGGACGAGAAGGACCUCGUUCAACGGCUGCAGAAGAUCCAGAGUUUGAAUCUUCGCUGCAAAAUCAAAAAUACGCAUAAAUUUGCCACGUGA